AUGGGCGCUGGUCCCGCCGUCGUUAGUGGAGAGAGAGGUGCGUGGGUGGAUCUCUUGGAUCCGAAUCGCAAGUACCACAACAACUGGAGACUUAUCUGUCUCAACUUUUGGAUCUUGCUAUUCCUCAUCACAUCCACGACCAAUGGAUACGAUGGGAGUAUGAUGAAUGGUCUCCAGUCCCUGACUCAGUGGGAGGAUGACUUCAACCAUCCGACGGGUGGAAUGCUGGGACUGCUCAACGCCAUCCAAAACAUCGGCUCACUUGGUGCAUAUCCCUUUGCCCCCUAUCUAUCCGAUGGAAUCGGUCGACGGCCAACGAUAUUCUUUGGAGCACUGCUCAUGUGCGCUGCGACAGCGAUACAGACCGCCUCGAAUAGCGUCCGGAUGUUUAUUGGAGCACGGUUUCUCAUCGGGUUCGGCUUGACAUUUGCCGCAAAUUCUGCUCCAAUGCUUGUUUCAGAAGUCGCGUACCCGCCUCAUCGUGCUCCUGCGACUUCUAUGUACAAUUCGCUUUGGUAUCUGGGAUCAAUCAUUGCCGCCUGGACGACAUACGGAAGCUUUAAGAUCCCGACAUCCUGGGCAUGGCGACUUCCAUCCGUUCUGCAGGGUUUACCGUCUGUCUUGCAAGUCUGCUUAAUAUGGUUCGCUCCUGAAUCUCCGAGAUGGCUUGUUGCGAAGGGACGAGAAACUCAGGCACUCAAGACACUCGCAUAUUACCACGCUGACGGAAACGAGCUCGAUCCACUUGUCCAGUACGAGUUCGAAGAAAUCAGAGCAGCCAUCGGCUUUGAACGCACAGUGACAAAGAACGUCGGCUACUCUUCUCUCUUCCGGAAAAGAGGCAAUCUCAAGCGUCUCCGAAUUAUCGUCGCUAUUGCUGUCUUCUCACAAUGGUCUGGCAAUGGACUCGUUUCGUUCUACCUGAACAAAGUCUUCGACGCCAUCGGCAUCACCGACCCGACCGUCCAACUCCUGAUUAACGGGAUUUUGCAAAUUUGGAAUUUGGCCGUUGCAUUAUGCGCUUCGUUCCUAGUGGACCGGGUCGGGCGAAGGAAGCUGUUCAUCUCAUCUUGCGCUGGGAUGCUGGUGUUCUUCACGUUGCAGACUGUAUGCUCUGCGUUAUUCGCCGAGCGUGGUAACCCUGGUUCUGCGCAUGCUGUUAUUGCGUUCAUAUUCCUCUUCUACGCUGCAUAUGAUAUUGCCUUCACACCUCUAAUCGUUUCAUACACUGUGGAGAUCCUACCAUACGAAAUCCGCGCAAAGGGCCUUACGAUUUUCAACUUAUCCGUUUCCGUCUCUCUUAUUUUCAACCAAUACGUCAACCCAAUUGCACUAGGCAAACUUGCAUGGAAAUACUACAUCGUAUAUUGCUGCUGGCUCGCCUUCGAGCUCAUCUUCUGCUACAUCUACAUCGUCGAGACGAAGAACCUCACGCUCGAAGAAACCUCCGCCCUCUUCGACGGCGAAGAAGCGUUGGAGAAGAUCGAACAACAGGCCGCUGCUCAGGCGGCGAAUGAGAAUGAUGGAGACAUACGUGAGGACGACGAGAAGGGCUCACAGUCACGGUCGUCUUCGCAGCACGAUGCUAAUAAAGUUUAA
This is a messenger RNA of Fomitiporia mediterranea MF3/22, 1599 nucleotides long. Its product is annotated as hexose transporter. The coding region runs from base 1 to 1599 and encodes 532 amino acids. The transcript is spliced from 10 exons. Gene Ontology annotation, cellular component: membrane. Gene Ontology annotation, molecular function: carbohydrate:proton symporter activity. The record is from RefSeq and is a predicted model, not a curated record. Lineage: Eukaryota; Fungi; Basidiomycota; Agaricomycetes; Hymenochaetales; Hymenochaetaceae. Gene Ontology annotation, biological process: transmembrane transport; carbohydrate transport.